Euleptes europaea (tarantolino) is the source of this 2921-nucleotide messenger RNA. RefSeq names its product armadillo repeat containing 2 (gene ARMC2). Lineage: Eukaryota; Metazoa; Chordata; Lepidosauria; Squamata; Sphaerodactylidae. Bases 1 to 2850 code for a protein of 949 amino acids. The transcript has 20 exons. Gene Ontology annotation, biological process: cilium organization; sperm axoneme assembly. Gene Ontology annotation, molecular function: protein binding. The record is from RefSeq and is a predicted model, not a curated record.
AUGACGUUUAUUGUAUUGAUGUUUUCAAAGCAGAAAUGUGUUGUAGACCAUCACUAUGCAAAGGCUGUGUUGGCAGCAAUUAUCAGUGAUGGACAGGAAAAAAGACACCAAGCAAGGAUAUUGCUUCUUUCUGGUAGAAUAGUCCAAGUUUUAAUUGUAGAUGUAAUUUCAAGACUAUCAUUCCAUAGUAGUGCAGUAUCUGGAACAAGGAAUGAAACCAUAAAAGCAGAUAGCAAGAAAUUGUUGCAACUUGUUCUUCUGGUUGGAAGUAUGCAUGAAAUCCCAAGCAGGGUGUCAAGUGCUUACUACAAGAAGAUGUCGUCAAAAAACAAAAAUAUGGAAAAUUCAGAAGCUUUUUACAAGCCCUCAUUAGCUGUUCAGAAGACCAGUGCUGAGAUUAUAAAUGAAGCCCGAAAUGCAUUAAAAACAUUAAGAACUAGAAGACCAUUUACACCAAGAGAGGAACAAAGGAAGCUUUUUGGAUCCACCUCUUCAAGGACACCUGAAAAUAGGCCUCCUUCUUCUUUUAGUCUCCAUGCUUCCAGCUUUGAAUCAGCUGAACCAAGGCCUGUGUCUUGUACUCGCCUUAGCCCACUGGAUCAUAAGCCAAAGAUGCCGUUAUCUUUCACGAGCAAUGAAGAGUAUCACAUUUCUCCCCCUAAGCCGCCAGUGGAUUCAGAGGAGAUUAGAAAGGUCAGAAAUGCCCAUACACGUUUGUUUAGAACUGCCUCUCAUGGAAAUCUUCUCAAUGAUAAAAUGUUCAAUUCAGUUGAGAGCAAGAGACUGAAUUUUGAAGAACAAACUACCCUGGGUGAUGUUUCAAGAAGCAAUGAAAAUUUUUCAGCAAAACUAACAGUCCAGUCAGGCUUUGAAGAUGAGGGUCUGCCAUUAACUUACAAAGAGCAUAAUGAUAAGGUAGCCUGUUCGGAAAUGACAGAAAUAGCAACGCCAUCUCAAGUCAUCAGUAAAAGUGACCAGGAUCAUCCUAAGAGAUCAGGCAGGCCUUCAUCAUGUCCAGACAACACUAAUUGGAUUAAAUCUGAUGCUAAGACAGAAAAUAAUUUGGGAGUGAAUGAAACUGACGAGGAAGAAAACUACUGGAAUAUGAGAAUUUUGACAAUUUUACAUGAAUUAGAGACUGAGGACAAUGUAGAAAGCCUAUGCCAUGCCUGUGACAUUCUCUAUCAAGCUUUGGAGGAAGGAAAUAUGCUUGGCAAGCGAUUUAAAAAGAGAACUUUGUUUCUGAAGACUUUGUAUAAAUUAUGUGACAUUGCUUCAGAUCCACUUGGCCUGAAACUAGCAAAAAUAAUUCUGGGCUUGAAAGUGAGUGGAAAAAACCUGCUUAAUGUCUGCAAACUUGUAUUUAAAAUUAGUAGAAAUGAAAAAAACGAUUCCCUCAUUCAGAGUGAUCAGAUAUUGGAUUCUCUGCUGAAAAUUCUGAGAGGUGAAGAACUGCAAGCAAACACAGAAGCCUUUAUCUAUUGUAUUGGUGCGCUAAAAUUUAUUUCUGGAAAUACAAGCCUUGUUCAUGAAAUGUGCCACAAGGGAACGCUUGAAGUUCUGGUUCAAUUUAUGAAGCAGAUUAAUUUAAUUAAUGAAAAUGAGGCACAUUUUUGCAGCUCAGGACACCUCUUGGUCCAGCUAACUGCUACUUUGCGAAACUUGGUUGACUUGCCUCAAUCACGGUGUGAACUCCUGAGCUAUGGAGCCAUUCCAGAGCUUUGUCUGAUGAUGGAAAAACGUAUGAAUGACAAGGAUAUAUGUACCAAUGUGGCCAGAAUAUUCAGCAAACUUUCUUCCUUCAAUGAUUGCUGCUCAGCUUUGGCAGAUUGCUCCAGAUGUUACGUCUUAUUUUUAGCCCUGCUAAACAAACACCCAGAGAAGCAGGAUUUGGUGGUUCGUGUCAUUUUCAUUCUUGGCAACCUAACAGCAAGGAACAGUCAGGCUCGGGAGCAAUUUUUUGAGGUUGAAGGAAGCAUUAAUACCCUGACAACCCUAUUCCAAACUCAUUGUGACAUUGAUGCUAAUAGUGAACUGUGCAAAGAUGAUGGUGAAUUAAGAAAACUUGGGCAUCCUUCUGAAGCAGAAGAUGUCCUCAUCAAACUUGUAAGAGUGAUUGCCAAUUUGUCCAUUCAUCCUAGUGUUGGUGCAAGUCUAGCAACUAACCAUCAGAUUGUGGCAUUACUUAUUAAAGUACUAGAAUACAAAUCAGUUGACAAAUGUGAGGAGCUGGUUAUUAACACUACAGCAACAAUCAACAAUUUGUCCUACUAUCCAGUGAAGAAUUCUGUAAUCCUAGAGAAGAAAUUAUACAUUGCAGAGUUGCUGAUAAAGCUAUUACUGAGCAAUAACAUGGAUGGGAUUCUGGAGGCUGUUCGAGUCUUUGGUAAUCUUUCCCAGUAUCAUGAAAUCUGUGACUUCAUUGUUCAGAAAAAUGUGUACAAAUUCAUGAUUGCGUUACUUGAUGCCAAACAUCAAGAUAUCUGCUUUUCGGCCUGUGGAGUUCUCCUCAACCUUACUGUGGAUAAAAGCAGGCGUUCUGUACUGAAUGAAGAUGGCACAAUUAAAAAGUUAAUCGAUUGUUUAAGAGACUUUGGGCCUACAGACUGGCAGCUGGCUUGCUUGAUAUGCAAAACCUUGUGGAACCACAGUGAGAACUUUACUAGCACUGGGCCCUGCUUCGAAGAGGAAGACGCCAACACCCUGCUACUUCUCCUUGCAUCAUUUUUAGAUGAAGAAUUAGCACUGGACUGCAAUCUUGACAGCGAUUUAAGAGAUUACCACAAACUGUAUUGGGAAUCAGAAUUCAAACCUGUGGCACAGAAGCUUCUCCAGAGAAUUCAGAACUGAAAAUCAUUUUUAUGUCCUUUAAAUAUUACUUCAUUUGAAGGCAGGUGGUGAUGAAAUACUUUAAGGACACU